Beta vulgaris subsp. vulgaris (sugar beet) is the source of this 564-nucleotide messenger RNA. RefSeq lists its product as uncharacterized. Lineage: Eukaryota; Viridiplantae; Streptophyta; Magnoliopsida; Caryophyllales; Amaranthaceae. The transcript has a single exon. Bases 1 to 564 code for a protein of 187 amino acids. The record is from RefSeq and is a predicted model, not a curated record. Gene Ontology annotation, molecular function: nucleic acid binding; RNA-DNA hybrid ribonuclease activity.
AUGGUACUGGCAUUUCCAUCUCUAUCAUCAGAAAGCCCAUGUCCAAGUUACCUAGAUCUGGCCAAAAUCUUAUUUGCCCCCCCUUCUAAUUACUGCAAGCUUAAUUUUGAUGGCUCUAAAAUUAGUAAUGGGAAUGCUUCCUUAGGUUUUAUUAUUCGUAAUAAUUCUGGGGAGGUUCUCCUAGCUGGUGCCAAGUCUUUGGGGCCUCAUAUUUCUAUUUUGCAAGCUGAAGCUUGGGCUCUUAGAGAAGGAGUUAAAGGAGCUAUUUCUCUUGACAUUUCUAAUAUUAUUAUUAAAGGAGACAACUUAGCUGUUGUUAAUUCUAUGAAGAAUGAUUGGCGUAUUCCGUGGGAAAUUUCUAACAUUGUGAAAGAUGCAGGUGUGGCUACACGAUGGUUUCAGGACUGUCAGUUCCGGCACUGCUUCCGCAAAGCUAACAAGGCUGCUGACUUCAUGGCUAGAAAGGCUCAUGCCUACCCCUCCUUACUGUACUGGUUCCCCCCGUAUUGUUUGGAUUUUUCCCUCAUCAUCCGAAAGGAUGUUUUAGGCUGGCUCCCAGAUUAG